AUGCUGAAAGGUGCGGAUGAUGUUAUGGAGCAGGAAGACUCCUCUUCCCGACAUGGAGAAAUGACGAGUUGGGAUAUCAAUGACAUCAAACUUCCCCAGGACGUAAGACAGAUAGACUGGUUUCAAGAAUGGCCAGAUUCCUACGUAAAACAUAUCUAUAGCUCAGAGGAUAAAAACGCUCAGAGGCACCACAGCAGCUGGGCAAUGAGAAACACCAACAACCACAACUCUCGCAUCUUAAAAAAGUCCUGCCUCGGGGUGGUGAUCUGCGGCAACAAUUGCUCGACCUUGGAUGGGAGGAAGAUCUACCUAAGACCAGCCAUCUGUGAUAAAGCUAGACAAAAACAACAGCGGAAAUGCUGUCCAAACUGCAAUGGACCCCUGCGGCUCCUUUCCUGCCGAGGCCAUGGUGGUUACCCAGUUACCAACUUCUGGAGGCAUGAAGGCCAAUUCAUAUUUUUUCAGUCCAAAGGAGCUCAUGACCAUCCACGUCCAGAAACAAAACUAGAAGCAGAAGCAAGAAGAUCAAUCCAAAAAUCACAGACAGCCUUUUCUCCUUCUUCUCCAAAAUUAAAAAGAAUCCAUGAGAUCAAGUCUCUGACAGGUGCAAUGCCGACGCGGGAGGCUUUGCCUUUGCUUCUUUCCAAGCCGGACGCUUACUUGCUCUCUGCCAAUUUUGGGGGACGUUUAAGCAAAAGCUCCCGGGAGCCAAUGCUGGGCAGCUCCUCUGGGCAACCGCCAUACCCAAGGGCAGCUGGGGAGGAUGGCGACUCCGGAGAGGUGCCGACAUGGAGCAGGAGCCUGGCCCUCGGGAAGACCCCCAGCACCGGGAGGCCAUGCCAUGGCCCUCUCGUCCUGCCCGUGACAGAGGGCGGCCAUGACCCCUUCAGGCCUAACGCUGGCCCUUUGGGGGAUGAAUCCUGUGAGGAGAAAUCUCUGCUGGGCUACAGCAGCAGCUGCCUGCCGCCGCCGCCCUACCCUGUGCCUCGGGGAGGGGGUCAGCACCACCACCAGCUCUCAGCGGCUCUGAGGGGGAGCCAAGGAGACGGGGGCGAAGGAGGGCGCCAUAUGGGUCUCAGCUACUGCAACGAUGACAUGUUUUUUAACCUGUACCCAUUACGGUGA
Molecule: messenger RNA, 1125 nt
Organism: Egretta garzetta (little egret)
Lineage: Eukaryota; Metazoa; Chordata; Aves; Pelecaniformes; Ardeidae
Gene: GCM1
Product: glial cells missing transcription factor 1
Exons: 6
Coding region: 1-1125 (374 amino acids)
Biological process (GO): gliogenesis; regulation of transcription by RNA polymerase II
Cellular component (GO): nucleus
Molecular function (GO): RNA polymerase II cis-regulatory region sequence-specific DNA binding; DNA-binding transcription activator activity, RNA polymerase II-specific
Source: RefSeq, a predicted model, not a curated record